UGGAGAGCGCGAAAGACUAAACACAUGAUUUAGAAAAAUUAAUUAAGUAGGAUCAUUGUCCCCUUCAAAUUUCACGGAAUUGGGGACAAAAAAUGUCUUUUUUUUCUCUGGAAUGGCUUCAAGCGUCUCAUUCCAAGCCCGAGGAACAAUUUUUCUCUGGGUGACAAAAAGCUUGGCGGUGUCGGGACACGGAGAAGUUUAUGGCAUUGGAAUCUGUAAAUCUCAAAGUUCCGCGAAGUUUUCAGAAGAAAACUCCGAGAGCUAAAACACUUACUAUAAUGCCUUGGUAGUGCAACUCUCUGAAGAUUGGCCAGAUUUACAGCCAGCACAAACUCCUUUGUUGAUUUUUUAAUGCUGUUUUGACAUCUGCAACUUUCUGAUAAUCCAAUGUAACUUCAACCUCAACUCCUAAUUCACGUUUGGGCCCGUUUUCCAAACCAGAAAAGAAAAAUGAUUCGGAAAUCAAAACUACGUGUCGUCGAUAUCCUUUGUAUUACUUAUUCUAUGUUGGGUUUCUGCAACAACGAGCUCGAUUUCUGUACUGCAGUGUUUUCUGCAGAGCAAGAUUGAGAAAUUGAGUGAGAAACGACUAGUUUUGACAUGUGGCAGACAUUAAGGCUGUUUCGCAGAAGGAGAAGUAAAUCUGAGAACGCGAUUGAUGCUUUAUUGCAUGUAAACUUAAAUCCAUCCCAUCUGUUUCUUUCGCCUUUACCCUUUAUUCCUCUUAAAUAUUCCCAUUCUUUGUUGUUUUUUCAGGGCUUUGACAAACCGUCCGCACCCACAAAAUUGCCCAUUUAAGUAAAGUAGGAAUGCAGUGACUUCGGUUGCCUUUGCAUUUAGGCUUUCCUCGAUUCCCGUAGAUUUGUUCGCAUUACUUGCCUUUAAUUAAAAUAAGGUUGUCGGAAAGAAUUCGUGGCACUGUUGUUUCCUCUUUUUGUUUCCAAAUACUUUAUCGGACGAUUUAGUUAGGCUGAAGGAAAUCAUAUAGGAUUUAGUAAAAUCUGCAGAUUUUGUCAUAUUUAGGGUUUUUCUUGGAAGCAAGAGAUUUGUAAUGGAUUCUUCUACAUUUGGUCACAAUAAGUCUGUGCAAUCUCUGGUAAAUAUUGAAGAAGAGUAUCCAAUAUGUUUGCCUGGGAUGUCAUUUGCACCUCCGGAGACUCCGCAAGAGCCAAUGGAAUUCCUAGCUAGAUCUUGGAGCAUUUCAGCAUUGGAGGUAUCCAAGGCUCUUGCUCCGUUUACUGGUCAUGGAGGGGGAAAAGGUCCCUCUGCUUUUCAAGAGAAUACUAAGGUCGCGCCAGAUAAAUUGCCUUUAGUUACAGCUCCCUAUUCAUUUGCCUCCAAUGGGACCUCGCAGCUAGUCAUGGAACGGAUUUUAACACACCCAGAAAAUUCCAUCCUGACAUCAAGAAAGAGUCUCCAUGGUGGCGUUCCAUUAAAAAUCCAAACUGCUGGCUCAUUUGGCGGAAGUCCUCCGAUUUCUCCAAGGGAAUCUGAUGAUCUUAAGGGUUGGAUUUUACUGCAACGAGCUCUAAACCCUGAUCUUUGCCACACUGAUCAUGCUCUGAACAACAGGCUUUGCAAGAAUGUCAGCUCUGCAAGAACACAAAUACGGGGAAAAACAGUUGGAAGGUGGCUGAAAGAUCUGAAAGAGAGAAAAAAAGAGGAGGCACGCACUCACAAUGCACAGGUCCAUGCAGCUAUUUCAGUAGCUGGUGUAGCUGCUGCAGUUGCAGCAGUUGCGGCUGCUACUGCUACUUCAUCUGGCGAGAAUGGCCAAUUGAAGACAAGUAUGGCAGUUGCAUCAGCAGCUGCACUUGUAGCGGCGCAGUGUGUUGAGGUUGCAGAGUGUAUGGGAGCAGAUCGAGAACAGGUGGCUGCUGUGGUGAGCUCUGCUGUCAAUGUCAAAAAGCCUGGAGAUAUUAUGACCUUGACUGCAGGUGCAGCCACAGCCCUGCGUGGAGCAGCAACUCUGAAAGCGAGGGCACAGAGAGAAUUAUGGAGCCAUGCCUCGGUUAUUCCAUAUGAAAAGGGAUCCAAUCCAUUAUCUCGAUUUAGUGGAGAGUUAGUUCCUGAGGAUAAUGAAUCAGAAAUAUCUUCCCAGGAUUUUCUAGCAAGAGGAGGUGAACUUUUAAAGCGCACAAGAAAAGGUGUCAUUCACUGGAAACAGGUAGCUGUUUAUAUCAACAAGAGAUCACAGAAUGCAUUGCAGGUGGUGGUGAAACUGAAGAGCAAGCACAUUGGUGGUACAUUUUCAAAGAAAAAAAAGAGUAUUGUCUAUGAUGUUUGCAGUGACAUCCCUGCUUGGCCAGGCAGAGACUUAUUAGAGGGAGAACAGAGGCGCCAUUUUGGUCUUAGAACUGCUCGUGGACUAAUGGAGUUUGAAUGCAGCAAUGAGAAAGAACAGCAGAUAUGGACAGAAGGGAUUAGGCAUUUGCUUUCCUUGGCACAAAAUCAGAAGAAACUAUAGGGCAAUAUUCUUCCACGUUGGUCAGAUUUGGUGUAUUAUGACACCAAUUAUUAUGUUUGCUUUCAGAGGUUGAGGAUUGUGUAAUUCCCAUCCGAAUUAAAUAAUGAAAGAAUUAGUGUGCUUCUCUCAAAACAAUAUGUACAUAUAGCUUGGUUCGGGCUUGCUAGGGAAGUGCCACCGGCAGCUAUUCAUAGAAGAUGCUAUGAGAUUUGAUUUCAUAUACAUGUAAAUUAUAUUAAUUUUCCUGAACCACACAGUCCAUGGUCUCUGAAUCUUCCUAUAAUUCAUUGUUCAUAUGGUCGUUUAUUAAUACCCUCAUUACAUGAGGAGGAAAAAGCUAUAAAUUCACACUUUAUUUGUUA
Molecule: messenger RNA, 2829 nt
Organism: Cryptomeria japonica (Japanese cedar)
Lineage: Eukaryota; Viridiplantae; Streptophyta; Pinopsida; Cupressales; Cupressaceae
Product: VAN3-binding protein
Exons: 8
Coding region: 1052-2467 (471 amino acids)
Source: RefSeq, a predicted model, not a curated record